This is a messenger RNA of Pimephales promelas (fathead minnow), 912 nucleotides long. Lineage: Eukaryota; Metazoa; Chordata; Actinopteri; Cypriniformes; Leuciscidae. The record is from RefSeq and is a predicted model, not a curated record.
GGUUUCAGUCUGCUGGCCUCUGGAAUGGGCAGAUAUCACCAGCCCAUAUUUCACCAUUGAUUUAUUGCACGAACUCCACGGAGAGUCUGUAUUAUUCCCGUCGUCUACACGAUGCUAUGCGGAGGUAAGGUGAUGGAAGAGGCCAGCGGGAGGUUCUCAGAGCUGAUUCCAGUGGUGCUAUUUCCGCGGCUGUCAGGCUUUGUCCCUUCCUCUGUUCAGUAACAGCGCCCGUUCUCAUCCCGAAUCACCAUGAAACCAGUCCACGAGCGCAACCAGGAGUGCCUCCCUCCCAAAAAGCGGGACCUCCCUGUUAACAACAACAGCAACAACACCACCUCCACCAACAACAGCAGUAGCAUCAGCGGCGGAGCGGGAGGCAGCGCAAUUGGGAGUGGAGGUGAGGAUGGCCCGUCUUCACAAAGCUCUGGAGUGAGCGGAGAAGCCCAAAGUGGUAGUGGCGAGUGGGUGCGAGCCCAGCCGAGCGUGCAUUAUGGGGUGGAGGGUGCUGAGGGUCUCAUCGGGUUACCCAUGGAUCAGUACAGCAUGCUCUAUAAAGUAGCUUUGCCCGCUGGCACCUACUCACCUGUUCUUAGCCACAUUUCUCCUGCCUACAACGUUCCUUCCUCGGUGUUACAGCAUACCGGUGUUCCCUACCCUCCGCUCGGCUACACCCAGAUCCCGCACUCCUCCUUGCAGUUUGUUAGCUCUCCGUACGCGACUGCGGUUCCCUACGGCGUGCCUACGGGAUUUGUUCCCCAGUCGCACCUAAUUCCAUACCAAUCAGUGAUUCAGGAAGGCGUGGUCUCGUCCCAUCAGCAGCAGCAGGUCUCGACCCACGCGUACGCCAAAAUGACAGCGCCUCUGGUGCUCCGUCUGAGCAGGCGGCGACACAAGCGGCACUGGGGACCGUAG